UAUGCUUGCUCAGUCUGGGGCACUCUCUCGUCAAACUCAGGGAGCGAAAUGGCAAUUAAAAAGUGGAGAGCUUGCUUUGCUAUGGGCAUGGGAAGGUACUUUACUGACACUCCACAGUGGAAUUAAUCCUGUGAAGGAAAAGGAAUUGAGAAUCGAAAGGAGAUGUUAGGCUUCCUUAUUUUGUGUAAGAGGAAUGCCUGAGAAGGAUUUUCUUGAGCGACCGAAGACUGAACAACUGAUCUACAAGUCAUGUUCUAACACAGGAGCUGAACUCCCUAUCAUCACAGUUUGAAAAGCCUACAUUUGUUAAACCUCUGCUGCCAAACAAAGGUGGAUUACACUGGAUUCAUAUUUUGGGGCCUGCUAGUUAACACUCAGAUAAAAAAACAGGUGUUAAAGAGCUGGUCAACCAUCUAGACAAGCCCCCAGACACUGGAAAUUCAUUUUAAUUGUGCACGUUACAGUAUAUUAUAGAAUUUCUUUUCUUUCAAUGGAUGUAUUUAAUAGAGCAAUUCUACUAUAAUCAAUCGGACAUUCUUGCAACAUGUGUAACUGUCAAACUGAAAAAUAUUUUGACCAUUAUCAGAUGAACCCAAUGUUUAACCACAUAUGUACUGUAACAGGAAAAAGAACAAAUAUAAAGCAAAAGCUUUCAGCAUUUUUUAUUCAAACUGGAAAGGCUGUAUGAGGAUUCGGUUGUGAUGUAGAGUUUUAUUUCAUUCAGUUGUACUAAUUGACAGAUGACAGAAUCUAAAAAAUGAACAUCCACAUACAAACAUACUGUUUGUGGCAGAUUAUGUCAGAUGCAUGUUGUGCAAACAGUAACAAUCAAUUUCUUCAUUACAUCUUUUUCUAAUGCUACAUGCUUCUUAUAAUAAAAUAUAUAUUGAUUAAAUUUACAUAUGGGACUUUUCAGACAGAAUGCAAAACAGUUUCAAGAAAACAAAAUGACUUGAUGUCUGACUAGAUUGUUAAGAGACUAAAAACUGAAGAGAUUCUUCAUUGGAGUUGAUGCUGAUGGGUCCUUUGGGAUAUGUGUGGAACUAUUUGAUCUUAAAGACAGAAUAUUUGCUCCAGCAUGUGCCCCUGACCUGCCAAGAGAAUUAAUUCAGUACAUACCUGUAUUUCAGAUGCAUUAAAGACACAGCAACAUUUGACAGUCCUCUCUGAUAGUGGAGCAAACAAAGUAAGCUUGAGUGUGUUGCUUGAAAAGCUGUGGUAUGCAUAGUGCCACUAUGUACCUAAAAUUGAAUUAAUUAAGACAGACAGUGUGUAAAGUAUUGAAUGUAAAUUGACAAAACCAACAGGUAGCUGAUGUAAUUGUACUUCACUGUUAGCACCAAGGAAGAUUAAAGAGAUUCAAGCAUUCAACUGGAUCCAGGAUAAACUGGUAUUUUGAGCAGCAGCUUCACAGAGUUCCAGACAUCUGAUGUAGCCUCUGGAAGUAUGAUGCUGCGGAGGGGGCUGCUGGCCUGGGUUUCUCGAGUGGUGCUCCUUCUAGUGCUCCUGUGCUGUUGCUUCUCCCUCAUCUAUGUGUUGGCUUGCAGCCCACGCGCAGAUGAGAACCAGGUCACCCUGUCCAGGGCAAAUGGACCCACGGGCAAUGAAGGUUACCAGGCUCUGCUGCAGGAGAGGGAAGAGCAGCACCGGCACUACAUCAGCAGUCUGAAGAAACAAAUCUCCCAGUUAAAAGAGGCUCUUCAGGAGCGUAGCGAGCAACUGAAGAAUGUGCAGGGAUCUUUGGAGCGAGCUGGGGCUGGCCCAGUGGCAGGGCUGCUUGAUGGCAUGGGAGAAAGGAGCCACACUGACCUCCAAGAGUUCCUAAGGACCCAGCUGAAUCGAGCAGAGGUGCACUCUGGCACCAAGCUUGCCAGUGAAUAUGCCAUGGUGCCCUUUGAGAGCUUCACCCUGCAGAAAGUCUACCAGCUAGAGACUGGACUCACACGGCACCCAGAGGAGAAGCCGAUACGCAAGGACAAGCGGGACGAACUGACUGAGACCCUGGAGAAAGCACUGGAGGCCCUCAACACUCCUGAGGAUGAAGACAAAACACAACGCCGGCAUGUGUAUACAACCUCUGAUUUCACUGAAGGGAUAUACCGCACAGAGAAGGACAAGGGCACUCUGUAUGAGCUGACUUUCAAGGGCAACCAGAACCAUGAGUUCAGGAGGCUGGUGUUUUUCCGUCCAUUCGGGCCUGUGAUGAAGGUGAAGAACGAAAGGGUCGACACAUCCAACAUGCUGAUCAACAUUGUAGUGCCUCUGGCUAAAAGGACUGACAAAUUUCGACAGUUCAUGCAAAAUUUCAGGGAGGUUUGCAUUCGCAAGGAUGGAAGGAUUCAUCUCACAGUGGUAUACUUUGGAAGAGAUCAAGUGGGAGAAGUAAAAGGAAUACUGGAAAACACAUCAAAGGAAAUGAAUUUUAAGAACUUCACCUUCAUCCAGCUAAAUGAGGAGUUUUCACGGGGAAGAGGGCUUGACACUGGAGCUCGAGCCUGGAAGGGCAACAACAUCCUCCUGUUCUUCUGUGAUGUGGACAUUUACUUCACUGUAGAGUUUCUCAAUUCCUGCAGACUCAAUGCACAGCCGGGUAAAAAAGUGUUCUAUCCAAUUCUCUUCAGUCAGUAUAAUCCGGGAUUGAUAUAUGGACAUCAUGACAGCAUUCCACCCAUAGAUCAGCAACUGGUUAUUAAAAAGGAUACAGGAUUCUGGAGAGACUUUGGCUUUGGAAUGACCUGCCAGUACAGGUCUGAUUUCAUCAACAUAGGUGGCUUCGAUGUGGAGAUCAAAGGCUGGGGAGGAGAGGAUGUGCACUUGUACAGGAAGUAUCUGCAUAGCAACCUGAUGGUGGUACGGUCUCCAUCACGAGGCCUCUUCCACCUGUGGCAUGAGAAGCAUUGUGCUGACGAGCUCACGCCUGAGCAGUACAGAAUGUGCAUGCAGUCCAAGGCCAUGAAUGAGGCGUCCCACGGUCAGCUGGGAAUGCUGUUCUUCCGCCAUGAGAUUGAGGCCCACCUCAGGAAGCAGAAGCAAAAAAGCCCUGUCAAGAAAACGUGAUUCAAGUCUACAGCAAAAACUCUUCAACUUCUGCUGAUUAAUCAGAUGGAUCUGCUAAUUAUUGUAGAAGUCUGUUUUUUCAUUAUAUUCGAUUAGAUGAUUUUUAAUUGAUUUAAUAAUAUAAUCGGUUUGUUUGUUUCAAAAAGAGGUCAAGAAACGGUUGUCAGCAUAAAGCAUUUUAUUGUUUAUUGUUCUAAUAUCCACUUAGUUUAUAAUAGGAACAAUGAAUAAUUUUUCAUUGGUUAUAUGAAUUAUAUGAAUAAGGUUAUAUGAAUUUCCGUCACUAUCUUUUUCACUUUUUCCAUAGCUCUUAAAUGACAGUUUCGAGAAGUUAUUCUCAAACUGAGGGGUGACCAAAAUUCACUUUUUGCAAUACAUUUUUUUGUGCUGACAUGAGAUCUGAAUUUCUUAAUUUAACUAAUUAUUAUUAAUUUUAUUUCCACAAUUUCUAGGAUCCCCAGAUUUCUAGCAGAUGAUCAACACUAUUAAAAGACAAUAUAAUGUGGAACACUGCUCUAACCUAGUUUAAUUUCCAACAGAUGCUGGUCAGUUAAUAUAUGUUAUGUGGUUCUUCUCCAGUACAAAUAAAAUAGUGUGAGUAUAUUUAGAACACCUCAAGAUCUGUGAUUUAUCAAGCACAGUCACAAGAUAUUAUUUACCACAGAUCUUAGAUUAAUUGAAAACCAAAGAUCGGAGCUAUACAUUUAUUUACAGAUAACUUCUAGAACAGCUGCUUUUGGAAUCAAUAACAAAUUGGCAUAGGUUUGCCUAUGAAUAUAGACUUUGUGUUAUAUUUUCUCAAAAUCACUGGUGUACCUUAAUUUUCCUGAGGUUUAAGUUAGGUAUUUUAAACAGCUUCUAAAACAUUUAACAUUUUGACUGCUUUUGUAAAUUAAUUUAAUGUAUUUUACCAUAUAUUAAUUCCAUUACACCUACUCUGUGAAAAAAAAAUAUUUUUGCAAAUCUUAUUUUCCAUGUUUGUUCUCAUAUUGCCAGUUUUUACUUUGUACUGGGCUGAAAUAUUGAAUGAUUUAUAAAUAUGGUCAUUCUUCUUCCUAGAAAACCACAGUCAAUAAUAAUGAUGUACAGUAACUGUUAGCUACAUUAUCUACUCUAGCAUACACUCAGGCAAUGAAAACAAGAACAGUCUGUCGGUAAUGUCAUUCAAACUGCAAAUCAUUCAAAAUCAGUCAGCAGAACAUGUUUUUGCAAAAGUUACAGGGAACAUGGAAACAUAUAUAUAAAAUUAUUCAUAAGUCACAAAAUAUAUAAUUUUUCCAUAAAAUCUGAAAACAUUGACCUGUUUCAACAGCUCCCAAGAUUUCUUGUUACAAUAGUUUGAGAUCUUGUGCAUAAUGGACUAAAACUACAAAAUACAUUACUGCUACAAUUUCAUGUUACUGCACUUUAGCUAUAAACUCUGGACAAGCUGGAAAAGGACUACAAGCAUGAUGAUGCUUAGGUAUGAGGUAUGAUGAAUGUGUUCUUUUUCCAAAACAUAUGACAUCUGUAUACACCAAUUUCAUUUACUACAAAAAUAUUUUAAUACUACACAUACAGUUAGGGAUAUCAGUGUUAAAUCAUGCUUUUUGUAGCAUAUGAAACACAAGAAAAUGUACUAAGUAUCAGAGAAAGUGUAUGACUCUAUUUAGGUGGGUAGCUUCGUCAGCAUGCGUAGGCUGCAAUGGAACAAGUAAUAGGUUUAUCUAUGCUGAAAAGAGAAAAAAGAAAACAAUGUUUCAGCCGUGGAGCCUUCUUCAGGCUGACAUCAUGCCCAGUUUUAGUGAUCAUUUUGACACUGCCAGUUACACUGCAACCAAAAUGCUAUGUUGUUACAACAAACACGUAAGUAGUUCAAUGGUGAGAGAGAAGCUACAGAGUUAUUGUCUGAGGGCCAGAUGACAAUACAGGGGCCAGGAGCUCACUAAUGUUCAUCAACACAGCAGAAUGAGGUGGUGUGAGCAACAUAUCAGGUGGACUCACCUGAUAUCAAAUCUUUUCAUUGUUAAGAUGUAGCAACUGUGUGUAGACCACCAUGAUGGGUGUCAGCAAAUAUGGCAAUGAUGUGCUAAUUAUUAAUUAAUGGAAUUUAGACCAAUUGAUGGGGAAGUCCAAGUGUGAAAGUCUGGGCAGUCAGUAGCGAACUCUUCUAGCAGUGAUUGAUGGCAAUAUGACUGACUUUGGCUCGUUUGGAAGUCACAACAUUCCAGGAGGAUAAUGCAACGCUAUGUGUUUAUCAAAGGCUUUCUUACAAGCUGAAGACUUGAACAUUUGUGGGAUGAGUUGGGACGAUAUUUGGCAUCUGUGUUUCAGUGAACAGACAAAUGUUUGUCCAAGCUCUAUGAGAAGAAUGAGUAGGGAAUACUAUAAAACAGCAUCUGCAAGCUGUUGAAAAGCAAGAGUCACCGAUGUACAAGCUGUAUUGCUUCCAACAGUACAGUGGCCACAUACGGUACUAACCUGAGAAUUUCAAAGUAGACACCCCAUUGAUCAUCACAUUUAAUGACGAGUGUUAAUCAGUACAUGACAUUUCUUUGUGUUUAAUUGAUGCUUAGAAUAUUGUAAUGCUUUAUUCUGUAGCUUGGUUACUGUUACCAUACUGGGACACUGAUUGGAAAUUAGGAUCCAGGAAUACUGACAGUGUAAAGAAUAGCAAUGUGUAAACAAGGUGCUUAAGAUGUAGAGUAUAUUGACGUUGCUCAAGGCUACCCAAACCCCCCUGUAUUGAGAGGAUUAAGCCUGGGAGCUGAUACAGGGAUACUGUAUAGGGUACGAGAAAGAUGAGUUCCAAGAAGUCCCUGUUGUGAGACUUACAGUAUACAGUAUGUAUAUGCAGGCGAGCGGAAGUGUGCAAGAUUAGGUAUCUUCUGUACCCUUCUUCCUGAAUUUGUUAUUGAACAAUGUUAUAAUUUAAUGUAUGUACCCUGCACUUUAUCAAAUUGUAGACAUUUUUUAUAAUGAGCGAAGUGCAUGUUUCCCAUCACUGAGCUCAAUGGAUUCUUGUAGUCAAAAGGCUGCCAGGAAUUUGGAAGACUAUGCACCUGUUGUCCUUUCUAAAAAAAUCAGUGACAUGCGUAAAAACGCAUUAGUUUCAGUUACCUUUUAUUGUGCAUUUUAUCAAGUAAUGUGUAAAUAAUUAUCUAUACAUGUGCAUUGUUACUGUGGCUUAAUUAUCUGAACCCUUUGGAAUAAUGCUGCAGUGUAAUUAUUUAAUGGCCCUGUCCAUAAUACCAUCCAUAAUGUUUUUUUUACUACUUUCAAAUCCUCAGUUUUGUCUGAGGUAAACCUUGUCGAUGUAUUUUGUCUUAUUGAUUUGGGCGUUUGAAUAGAGAGAGAAGAUAAAACCAGAAAGUCUUGACUGAAAACAAGAAACAAUCAUUUUGGCUUGGUACAAGAAAAAGUGUGGAGAGAGAGGGAGAUGUUUAUAAAGCCAAGCUGGAAAAAUACUUUAAGAAGCCCAAUAAUUACUUUCAUGUAUGUCCUUUAAUUAUUUAAAAUGAUAUUUGUAUGCCUUUCAUAGUAGGCUUCAGGUUAAUUGGACACCAUACAAAUAAGCAAAUGGGAUUUCAAAUAUUACUGAAGGUCAUGAUUGAUUUUGCAGAAAAAAACUCAUAUUGUUCUAAAAUACUAAAUAAAAGGAAAAGCCAGAACAGAUGGAUGAAAAUCUUUUUAAUGUUAAAACAAAAAAUUGACACUCAUAAUUGUAAGCAAAUUUUCCAGUCAGGUUUCUUCUUUUAUGGAAAAGCAAGCAUUAUAAUGAAAUGUUAUUUAUAGUUUAAAUUUGUUCUAAUGCAUUAAAUUGUGUUUAUUGCAGUGCAUCUUUGUGAAGUAAUUUGCAUGUUUAAUUUAUUUUGCUAUAUUUAUAAGUAGUUUUGACAGAAGCAAUAUAUGAUACAAUAAGCAAAUUAUUAGUUUUGUAUAAUGCUUUCAACAUUUUCAACUUCGAUUUCUUUUUUUAAAACAUUAAUGUAUUUGCUUUUUUUCCUGCAAUCAUUUUUUCUUUUUAAGGUACUAUUGUGUUCAUGGGUGUCAGUUUUAUACUUGUAUGUUGGAAUGGCCUAUACCCCUGUGCUUAAAGUAGGACCGACCAGUGAAAAGGAAAUAAGGAUAAACUUGUGGAUUUUUAAGCGACCCUUCUGUUAUAUAAAGCAAACCUGACAGAAAGGUGCACUUUUUCUACUUGUGGAUUCAGAGUUGUUUAUUUUUCUAACUAAAGUUAAAUGAUUUAGAAAAUGCAUCCUGUUUUUCCAUCAAUCCCUUGCAUUAAUGUAGUGCUUUUCAUCAAAAAAGUGUUAAAGUGUUUUACAUGUUGGAGGAGCCUUCUUCAUCCACCACCAAAGUGCAGCACCCACAUGUGUGAGACAUGUGGGUGACAAGUUGCACCCGCAUACACAACAACAUUCAAUACAGUGAACUUCCAUUGAAUUAAAUGUUAACUUUAAUUUGUACAAGCCCAGGACCCCUACUGUUUUCAACAAUGUGAUCUUUAUGACCAAGAAAUUAAUACCUAAGAUUAAUGUCUGACGUUUGGACACUCAAGCCAUGUCCACUUUUACAAUACUGGGGCAAUAAUAGGAAAUUCAGACCCAAUAAUAGUGACGGUGUAAAGAACAAAAAUGUGUAAACAAGGCACAUGUACAGUACGUGAUGCCUUUAGCUUGUGUUUUAGAGCCACAUAGUGGCCAAAUAACACAGCUGUGGCAUUGAUUCAAUUUGCAUUCAGCAUUUCAUUGUGCUUACAUAAAACAGAACAGCUGUACUUUCAGAAUUGCUUUAAAGAUGUACUAUUUGCGGAUAUCUCCUUCAAAGCUUUUUAAAUGUGGAUCUAUCAUUUUAAAGAGAAAGUGUAGAUGGAUUAGCAGUUACUGUAGUUUUUAAUUUAAAAUUAUUCAUUACUCAAGUCACCCAAUGUCUUAGAAAUAUAGAAAAUGUUUAUGUAGGAAUUUAAAGAAGAUUUUUAUAUAACUCUUGCUGUCAAUUCCAGUGUAUUUCUGGUCUCAGGAUUCUAGAUAAUGAAGGAAGAGUCCUAUAUUUCUGUGUUUCAUUAAAGUCAGUAAAGUGAAGACUAUGAUAUAUUAGAAUGCAGUGUACAAUGAUAGCAGUUAUGCUUGCUUGUAUAAAACAAAAGAUUAUAUUGACUCAUAAGAAACACAAAAAUGUUCCUAUAAAUAUGAUUUACUGUGUUGACAUCAUGCUAUCAGUACUUGGGACGAAAUUGAAUUGUAAUGUAUUUUUUUCAAAUUGCUACCUGUCUAUUUAUAACAUACCUUUUGAAGGCUGUGCUCAACAAAGAAAGGUAUUAAGUUAAAGUUUUUGUUCAAAAACUGUUAUACAAACUCUUGCAUAGGACAAGUGUAAAAACAUUUGUACAGUAUUUUGUGGAUUAUGAUUAAAACAUUUCCCUGUAUUAUUUAGUCUAUAAUUUAACAGUUUUCAGACCUAAUUUAAAUACUGUACAGUCACUAAUAUCAUUUUGGAUAGAGAGAUGGCAAUACAUUUGUUUUUGUGUUAAACAUUGGCUUUAACAUACUAAAUUUAUUCUAAUGCCUCCGAUAUUGAGUAUUAGUUAGGGUUGAAAAUUUUAG
Lepisosteus oculatus (spotted gar) is the source of this 8642-nucleotide messenger RNA. It is a transcript of the gene csgalnact1a, whose product is annotated as chondroitin sulfate N-acetylgalactosaminyltransferase 1a. The record is from RefSeq and is a predicted model, not a curated record. NCBI's taxonomy places the organism in Eukaryota, Metazoa, Chordata, Actinopteri, Semionotiformes, Lepisosteidae. Gene Ontology annotation, molecular function: glucuronosyl-N-acetylgalactosaminyl-proteoglycan 4-beta-N-acetylgalactosaminyltransferase activity. Gene Ontology annotation, cellular component: Golgi cisterna membrane.